AUGGCAGAAACAUUAGGAGUUGAACAUUCAAAGGCACGCCAGUUUCGUGCGUAUAAUAUUCUCGUCAUUCUAUUGAUGUCACUCGGGUCUAUCGGAUACGGAUACAACGCGAGCAUUAUUGCAACAACUUUGGCACAACCGACGUUUAUAUCUUACUUCGAGCUCGACACACGCCCAGAUGGCACAAGUCUUAUCGCGACCACGAAUGGUCUCUAUCAAGCUGGUGGCUUUCUUGCAGUCUUUUCCGUCUCCUGGUUUGCGGAUAGAUGGGGCAGACGAUUUGCCAUUGGCAUCUCAGCGUUCAUAAACCUGAUCUCUGGAAUUGGCCUCACAGCUAGUGUGCAUAUCGGCAUGUUCAUCUUCUUCCGAUUUUUGGCUGGUGCUGGAGCCUUCAUGAUAGUGGCUGCAGUACCAAUAUGGAUGAAUGAAGUCGUACCACCCAAUGUGAGGGGAAUAAUGGUGGAUUGCCACUGCGUGGGGCUUCUGGUAGGGUACACAUCUGCAACGGUUGUUGGAUAUGGAUUUUUCCAUCUCUCCGCGGACAAGACUGGAGCCUGGAGAGGUCCACUAUCUUUCCAGUGCUUACCAGUUCUCUUGUUGUUACUUGGGAUCUACUGGAUGCCAGAGUCUCCCAGGUGGCUUUUGGGUCAGGAUCGAGUGGAAGAGGCGGAAAAAGUUCUUCACAAGCUUCACGGGCCAGAGGAAGCCAGAAUCGAACUUCAGCAAAUUCGCGCGGCUCUCAAUGCCGACCGCCAUCUCGAGAGUUCCUGGUGGUCUAUGUUUGCUAAGAAAAGUUACCGCAAACGAUCAUUCCUUGCAAUGGGCAUGGCAGCUUCAAUUCAGACGAGCGGAAUACUGGUCGUAAACAACUAUGGCCCUACAAUUUACCGGUCGCUCGGGUUCGAUACUAAUAAGCAAUUGAUCUAUCAGAUUGGAUGGUGCUGUACCGCUCUUGGAACUGGAAUCAUGUCAUUUUUCAUCAUCGAUCGCUUCAAGAGACCAACAUUACUGUCUCUUGGGGUAGGGGGGUGUGCUUCAUGCCUCGUCAUCUUGUGCGCACUAGUCGGAAAGUAUGCAAGCUCACCAGAAAUGUUGGAGACUCCGAAUACUGCGGCAUUGAGUGCCGCAGUAGUUAUGAUCUAUCUCUUGACCGCAUUCUAUCAGUUAGGCCUAGAUGGAGUCCAAUUUGCCUAUCUGGGUGAGCUUUUCCCCUACCAGAUCCGUGCCAAAGGUAUGGUGUUAGGGAUUGCUACAAUUUGCGGGAUGAAUAUUAUGUGGCUUCAGACAGCGCCCGUUGCUUUCGAGCAAAUUGGUUGGAAGUUCUACAUCUGCUUCUUUGUGCCUGGCUUGAUUGCGGCGACAAUUAUUUGGUUCUAUUUUCCAGAUACUUUGGGUAUACCCUUGGAGGAGAUUGCUAGGCUCUUUGGAGAUCAUGAUGAAUUUUUCAAUCCGGAGGCACCUGCAGAAGAGCAGCUCAACGAAAUCGAAGAAAAGCGCAAAGGGGAUGCCAGUGACCAUGUCGAAGUGUCUUCGGUGUGA
Molecule: messenger RNA, 1539 nt
Organism: Exophiala bonariae
Lineage: Eukaryota; Fungi; Ascomycota; Eurotiomycetes; Chaetothyriales; Herpotrichiellaceae
Exons: 1
Coding region: 1-1539 (512 amino acids)
Biological process (GO): carbohydrate transport; transmembrane transport
Cellular component (GO): membrane
Molecular function (GO): carbohydrate:proton symporter activity
Source: RefSeq, a predicted model, not a curated record